AUGGGAGCUGUGAGCACUGAACGCUCUACGACCUCCCUUGUGGUAUCCAACGAUUCCAACGAUGGAGCAGAUCACAGCGACAUCUCCCACGACCCUCCGGUCUACGCUUCAGGCAUCCGACUAUGGGCAACCCUAUGCAGCAUCUUCCUGGCAACUCUGACCGCCGCUCUGGAUCUGGGCGUCGUUGCCACGGCCAUCCCUGCCAUCACAGCCGACUUCAACAAACUCGACGAUAUCGGAUGGUAUGGCGGAACCAUUUUCAUCACCGUCGGCGCGAGCGCUCCGGUCAUUGGAAAGAUGUACAAGUACUUCUCUGGCCGCUGGAUGUAUCUCGGUAGCGUGGUGGUGUUCUUGAUUGGCAGUCUCAUUGCCGCCCCUUCUCCCACCAGCGCCGGUCUGAUUGUUGGAAGGGCGGUUCAGGGUGUGGGUGUGGCCGGAAUUCUGGGAGGAUCUGUACUCAUGAUCACAUAUAUUGCGGAGCCUGCACAACGACCUAUGCUUAUUGGCGUCUGGACUGGAGUGCUCAUGAUCUCGACCGUUCUGGGACCUUUGCUCGGCGGACUCUUUACCACCUAUGUGAACUGGCGCUGGAUCUUCUGGAUCAAUCUACCCAUCGGAGUGCCGAUCGUCGUCCUGAUCCUCCUUUACUUUCACGUUCCCAAGCAUAUCCAACCAACUCCCGCCACGUGGAAAGAGAUUCUCAGGCAACUUGAUCUUCCCGGUUGUUUUCUCUUCCUCGCAUCAUUGACCGUCUUCACUCAGGCUCUGCAAUGGGGCGGCCAAAGUCGGCCAUGGAGCGACGGCGCCGUCAUCGCUCUCCUGGUUGUGUGGUUGGUCCUCACCAUUGGUUUCGUGGCUUGGGAGUGGUCGCAGGGACAAUAUGCCAUGAUACCUCUGGCUAAUUUGAAGCCGAGAAUGUUUUGGACCAAUGCCUUGUACGGCUGGCUUGUUAACCUGGCUGACUUCCAGGUCCUGUUCUAUCUUCCGAUAUAUUUCCAGUCUAUUCACGGACAAUCUGCCAUCAUCAGCGGUGUCAACACCAUCCCAUUCGUCGCCCUUUUCGCCUUGGGAUCCGUUGUGAGCGGCACCAUUGCAUCCAAGACGGGUCAUUUACAGCCCCUGCAGCUGGCAAGCGGAUUACUCGCCACGGCGGGUGCGGCAUUAAUGUACACUCUGGAUGUCCACUCCAGCGCGGCGCGCUACAUCGGCCCUCAAUUGCUCCUUGGGUUUGGAAUCGGAUUGGGAAACCAGAUACCCAUGACAGCCUAUCAAUUCUUCUCAGCACCUGCAGAAGUCCAAACCAAUACUGGAAUCAUGCUCAUGACCAACGGCAUGAGCGGAGCGUAUUUCGUCACGGCUGCCACGACGAUUUGGGCCAACGUGAUGCUUCAGCAGGUCGCGGUCUUGGCACCUGGGAUUCCCCCGAGUCUGGUCUUGGAGACGGGUGCUUCGGAUCUUGCAAAGGUGUGGACGGGGAGUGAUCUAGAUGCUGUGAGAGAAGGUUACAUGACGGGUWUCAGGGGCGUUUUCGCUUUCAGCAUCGCUGGCGCUGCGAGUACUGCGAUUCUUGCAUUGAUGAUCCCUAGGCAAAGACUUCCGGGUCAUGGUGUGGCGCGGAAGGACAGCAGUGGGGAGGUAGAGGACAAGGGGGAGCUGUAG
Messenger RNA from Ramularia collo-cygni, 1659 nucleotides. RefSeq names its product related to permeases of the major facilitator superfamily. NCBI's taxonomy places the organism in Eukaryota, Fungi, Ascomycota, Dothideomycetes, Mycosphaerellales, Mycosphaerellaceae. Gene Ontology annotation, molecular function: transmembrane transporter activity. The coding region runs from base 1 to 1659 and encodes 552 amino acids. The transcript is spliced from 3 exons. Gene Ontology annotation, biological process: transmembrane transport. The record is from RefSeq and is a predicted model, not a curated record.